Messenger RNA from Aspergillus versicolor CBS 583.65, 635 nucleotides. RefSeq lists its product as uncharacterized. The record is from RefSeq and is a predicted model, not a curated record. The transcript is spliced from 2 exons. Bases 145 to 552 code for a protein of 135 amino acids. NCBI's taxonomy places the organism in Eukaryota, Fungi, Ascomycota, Eurotiomycetes, Eurotiales, Aspergillaceae.
GCGCUUGCCGGCCACAAUCCCCGGUCUUUCUUUGGGCAGCGAGAGCAGGGGUGAGCAUCAAGCUCGGUGGAUGAAUGUCAGAGGCUACAAGACCACGAUUGGCUCAAGGUGCGGGUGGUGAAGAUCAAUCUCGCCUCAUUGCAAAUGCAAGAUGAUGGGGUUCCCAAUUUUGUGCCUGUCAACAGAGUCCCCUUCACGGAUAAAGGAGGGCCCACCAAAGCAGAAUCCAUGUGUCGGGGCAGUGGAGAGGCGAUUUGCAAAAAAAGGGUAAAUCAACAGGCACCCCUCGUGUUCGGGCCAUCACUUUCUGCAGUGACGAGCUCGUGCUUCAGCCUGUGUUGGGUCAACACCGCGCCAAGGUUAAUCAACAUGAUCUCAUUGCGUGAGCUCUCUCUUUGCUUUUUCCUUUUUUCUUUUUUCGCUUUGCCUCUCACCCUGAUUGGGCGUGUGGGUUUCGGUUCCAACGAUUGGUCAUGCGUUGCACCAAAGAGUGACCCAGCUUUUCUGGGAGGAAGAACAUCGACAGGAUCCGUCAAAGUCAAACAUUGCUAGAUAUCCUCGAGUUCUUUGCGCCUAGAAAUGGAUCAGAAUCAUAAAACUGGAGCCAUGAGCAUUUGAGUUUCGGAGAGGAAUUC